AUAUUGUUCUUUUUAGAAUAAUCUUUUUCUAUGCAAAAUAUCCAUGUACCAUGCGGUCCAUGCAUUUGCUGAAAUCAUAUAACAUCUAUAAAUGCCACACACAAUACUUUGAAAUAACCCAUCAUCAUCUCAAUAAUUUUCUUAUCGAUCCCUACCAACUUUUUCUUUCUCAAUACUUUUCUCACUUCUUAAUAGCAAGUGAGGAAAAAAAAGAAAAAGCUGAAGUAAAGUUUUCAUCCUGCAACCAUGGCCGUGGAACUGACAUUCAAGUCAGUAGUAAGCUAUGGACUCCUUAGCUUGAUCUUUUACUGGUUUUACAAGGUCUUGGAUUGGGCAUGGCUGAAACCAAAAAGGUAUGAGAAAAUUUUAAGGUCUCAAGGUUUGAAAGGAAACCCUUACAGGCUUUUGACCGGAGACCAACAAGAAAGCGGAGCUAUCAUCAAGGAAGCCCUUUCCAAGCCCAUUGGCUUUGAAGAUGAUCUUAGCAAGCGCCUCAUUCCUCACAUCCGCAAAGCUGUUCAAACACAUGGGAAGAAUUCAUUUAUGUGGGUUGGAAGGAUUCCAAGGGUGCUUGUUACUGAUCCUGAUCUUGUAAGGGAAGUGUUGACCAAAUACUACAAGUUCCACAAGAAUCUUCAUGACCAUGAUCCCAUCACCAGAGUGUUGUUGACUGGAGUUGGCAUGUUGGAAGGCGAACCCUGGGCUGCUCGUAGGAAGAUCAUCAAAUCAGCUUUCUUUUUCGAGAAGUUAAAGAAUAUGCUGCCAGCAUUUUAUAUCAGCACAAUCGAGAUGAUUGACAAAUGGGACAAGACAAUCCCCGCGGGUGGUUCCGCCGAGGUUGAAGUUUGGGAGGAUUUGCGAGUCUUGUCUGGAGAUGUAACUGCAAGAACUCUAUUUGGGGAAGAGUUUAAGGAACUUGGUGGCAUAAUCUAUGAUCUUCUCCAAGAACUUAACUUGCUCACUAUGGAAGUCAUUCGUUCAGUCUACAUUCCAGGAUGGAGGUUUUUGCCAACAAAGAGGAACAACAGGAUGAGAGCAAUUGACAAAGAAAUCAGAGAGCGGGUUUUGGAAAUCAUCACCAAGAAAAAAAAGCAAAUCUUGUCAGGAGAACACACUGGAACAGAUUUCUUGAGUACACUCCUGGAAUGCAACCUGAAUGAGAUCAAGGAAUUUGGUAAAAAUGUCGAAAUGAGCCUUGAGGAGAUCAUUAAGGAAUGUAAGCUCUUCUUUUUGGCUGGCCAGGAUACUACGGCCAGUUUGGUCACCUGGACAUUGGUCUUCCUGUGUCGAUUCCCUGAAUGGCAGCGCCGUGCUAGAGAAGAAGUUUUGCAAAUCAUCGGAGACAAGAAACCAGACUACGAUGGCAUCAGCCACCUGAAGACUGUAAGUCUCGUCUCGCCUGGCUGACAUCUUACAGUGACUUUUCAUAGUGACUGAUGUAACAUUUUUCGCUAUCAUAUUAACCAAUUCCAUUUUGAAACAGCUGAACAUGAUUCUAUAUGAGACUCUAAGGUUGUACCCUCCAAUUGUGGAGCUCACCAAAGUGGCUCAGGAAGACACACAACUCGGAUCCUACUUCAUCCCGGCCGGGACACAUCUGAUGAUGCCACAAAUGUUGCUUCACUAUGACCCUAAAUACUGGGGAGAUGAUGUUCUUGAGUUUAAGCCACAGAGAUUUGCUGAGGGAGUUGUGAAUGCAACCAAAAUGCAAGGAGCUUACUUCCCAUUUAGCCUUGGACCAAGGAUGUGCAUUGGCCAAAACUUCAGUCUCAUGGAGUCCAAGAUGACACUCUCAUUGCUUCUGCGCCGUUACUCCUUUGAGCUCUCUCCAAACUACGUUCAUGCUCCUUUCCAGGUUAUCACAAUGCAGCCCCAGUAUGGUGCAAACUUAAUCGUCCACAAGCUUUAGAGAAUUUUUAAUGUUGUCAUAAUGAUAAAUGUGGAUUUUUACGUUUACCAUUUUAAUUGAUGUGUUUGGUGCUACUUUAUAUGAUGUGACCGUGUAGCAUUUGAGCACAAAAUAUGUCUGCUCAUGUCUCCACUAAUGUUGUUACUUGUGUAUUUGGAAUUCUGUGGUUAAUAAAUGGAGAAGUUCCCCAUUGUUGUCAAUAAUUAAGUUUCUU
Messenger RNA from Oldenlandia corymbosa var. corymbosa, 2123 nucleotides. NCBI's taxonomy places the organism in Eukaryota, Viridiplantae, Streptophyta, Magnoliopsida, Gentianales, Rubiaceae. The record is from the annotation of a GenBank genome assembly.